AAAAAAAUAUUCGGUUCUCCUCACCACCAUCGGGUCUUUCCAUCUCCUUACCGUUUAUUUCCUUCCGGUUCUUUCCUAAGUCUAUCUCCUUUUCCCAUCUUGUAUUCGUCCCUUCACCUCUUCACGUCACCAAACAAAACCACCCACCACCACCACCAUGCAGCCCUCCACCGCCGCCCAGCUCAUGGCCCUCCUGGCCAUCGGUGCCAUCGCCGCCCCGCUCCCAGACCCCUCGGGCCAGGCGGCGGCCCUCGACACCCGCAGCCUCCCGGGCAUGUUCGCCCGUGACGCGCAGGCGGCCGCUCUCGACAGGCGUGAGCCCAAGAAGCCCGAGACCAAGAAGCCCGCCUACCCGCUUCCCCGCCCUGCCGGCGACAAGGCCGGCCACCCGCUCCCGAAGCCGCCCAAGACGGGCAAGCGCGACCUUUCGGCCGAGCGGCUGGACAGGCGCGAGCCCAAGAAGGAGAAGGUGAUGAUGAAGUCGGGCUCCACGGGCUUUGAGUACGAGCUCAGCUACGGAAGCUCCAGCUCCGGCUCCCGCCCGGGCCGGGAUCAGCCCCACCCCCUCCCCAAGCCUCCCGCGGGCUCCAGUGCCCCCCCCAAAAGCGGCGGCACGUCCCAACCUCUCCCCAAGCCUCCCGCGGGCUCCAGUGCCGCCCCCAAAUCCGGCGGCCUCCCCGAGCCCCCUGCGGGCUCCAAGGCUGGGAAGGCGUACCCCGGGGGCCACAAGCCUAAGCGCGAUCUCUCGGCCGAGGAGGCGGCGUGGGAGGAUGUCGAGUAAAGCUUGGUCAAGGGGUUUCGGGCAUUCGGGCAUUGUUUUUGGGCCUGCAUAUAAGGCAGGGUUUGGUCUCUUUGUUGUAAGGGUGCGGUCGGUGUAGGUGUAUAGGAGUUUAGGCGCAUGUAUAGGAGUUUAGGUAGAAACGAGCAGAUGCUUUGUCAG
This is a messenger RNA of Gaeumannomyces tritici R3-111a-1, 940 nucleotides long. RefSeq lists its product as hypothetical. The transcript has a single exon. Lineage: Eukaryota; Fungi; Ascomycota; Sordariomycetes; Magnaporthales; Magnaporthaceae. Bases 158 to 781 code for a protein of 207 amino acids. The record is from RefSeq and is a predicted model, not a curated record.